Paramuricea clavata is the source of this 4782-nucleotide messenger RNA. The record is from the annotation of a GenBank genome assembly. Lineage: Eukaryota; Metazoa; Cnidaria; Anthozoa; Malacalcyonacea; Plexauridae.
GUAGCUUCGAUAAUCUACCAUGGCAGAAAAGAAACCCAUAGUGGUAAGAUUUUUCAGUAGUAUUAGUUAUGUUCGUAUUUCAGGAUACAAAUACUCGCAGGAAACGGUUCUAACUGAAGUUUUGGAAACAGUUGCUAAAAACACAUCGGCCCAAAAAGACUCAGUUUACAAGCGGCAUCGAUCUGAUACCGGCAUAAUUAAAAAAUGGAUGAAUUGAGAACACGUACUGCAUGUUCAUACAUAACUAAUUGAAGCUUAUUGCGGGUAUAAUAUAUCAUACAUAUCUCGAGAUUCUCGUUUUAAUUUUCGAUGUUCUUCAGUUUUCAAACUUGAGAACAGUUUUGAGGGGACAAAAUUACAUUAUACAGUAAUAAAUUGACAUUCAAAUUAGUUCUCACGAAUUUUCUGAGAUCAUGAAUUCGAGGGAAUAUUAAUUUUGAUGUUUUAUACUUAAUAUGGCACGCUAAAUAGAUUUUCAUUGAGUCAAACAUUGAGCCGACAUGCAUGCAAGCUUUCUGCAAUGGGAAUUUCUCACGGAUAUACAUUUUAAUAUAUAGUCUACGUUGAAUAAAUUUAUUAUUAGUAUACAUAGUGUAUAUACUUCCUUUCCACUCUAAAAUCUGUGCAUAUUUAAUAAAGUUAUAGAAAAUAUUCCCAGGGUGUUUGAUCUGUACUAGUUUUUUUAAAGAGAUUUGCGAUGUGUUUCUUGUUUCAACUUGAAAGUUUCACGCGACGGUAAUGUGUUUUGAUUGGCAAAAAGUUGCCAGCUUUAGCUUCAAUUAUACUGUACAUGCAUGAGGUAUGCACAUAGAUAUGCAUAGUAAUAACAGUGUAUUUGGCAUGAUGGGCUGUUGCAUGAGGGCUGCCUAUGCUAUAUUGUAAAACUGACAUUGUGUUUUUGUGAUUCCUGCGACCAUAGACAUUCAAAGGAAUGUCUAUGCUGCGACUGACUGCAGGAUCAGGCAGAGAUUCGGAGCUGGGAGUUCACCUGUCUGGAGCGUGUAGCUUGACUGAUCCUGGUAAAACCAGGAACUUCGACAAUAUAUUAAAACUGGCCAUGUAGUCACUUGCAAAAUUUAUAAUUUAUUAAUUUAGAAGAACAGCGAAUGUGUAUUACUAUAUUUGACUUUGUUUAUGCUCGAAUUCCCAACUAGGCCAAAAAGCUAUAGUUGUUCUUUAUUCUUUAUGAAAACAGAAAACCAAACGUGAAGUGGAACGAAAACCAGCAAAGAAACCCUUGGAAAAUAUCAAUUCAUUUGUCUACAAACUUUGGACAUUGGUCAAUGAUGAAUGUACUCCGUCCAUACAAUGGAGCCUGGAUGGCGAGAAAGUUGUCAUUGAGAAUCCAGCAAAGUUUACCGCCAAAGUUCUUGUUGCUAGCGAUAAACAACUUUUCAAAACAAAAAAUAUUUCAAGUUUUAUUCGACAGCUGAAUAUGUAUGGAUUUCGUCGUGUAAAGGAGAACUCUGGCAAGAUCCCGCUGAUAUUUAAACAUGAAUCUUUCAAACAAGGACGACCAGAUCUUUUAGGUUUGUAUCUAUAGAAUCGUGGUUUGCAUAUUAAUUUUAUUUUUGAAACCGCCUCAUGUGUUGCAUUUUACUAGCUUAAUAGACCUUUCCCCUUAUGAGUAAAAUUUUGAUCUAAAUAUGCCUGGACAAAAAUUUCACCACAGCUUGAAAGAGCAUCACAAAAUUAGUAAUAUUCCGAAGUUUCGUUGCGAAAUGUUGUAAAAUGCGGAUAAUGUAGCCUUGCGAAGUUUGCCGUUUUUCAGUCAUUUUGCAUUACAAACGGGAAAUUGAUAACCAGUUUGAUCAUCUGAUUAUCAAUUUCCCGUUUGUAAUGCAAAAUGACUGAAAAACGGCAAACUUCACAAGAUUGGGGGGCACCGGCUUCCAGGAACACUUUGGAUAUUGAAAAGGGCACCUAAAACAUUUUUCCCGGAAACGUUGGCGACGGGAAGGGGGGAGGGGGGAGAAAAACGUACGUCAUACUUACCAUACCGAAAUUGCACGUUUUUGACCACAUUCUUUUAUAAAACAUCGAAAUUUCCAAACAAAAAGGACACCUUUGAUGUUCAUUUAGUAAUUUCAGCGACAUUAGCUUGGAACUUUUCAUCACAAAAUAGGGCACUUUUGAUCCUUUGAAAACAUUGGGGGGGGGGGGGGCACGUGCCCCCUGUGCCGUCCGAUUCCUACGCCCUUGCCUGUUUUGGUGUUGUUGCCUGUUGGAUUAAUACCGUCUCCAGACUUGUCACAACAACUGGGAACAAGGCCUAGGAAUGCGAACACAUCCCAAUAUCGGCUUCACAAAAACCUUGUUGGCAUUGUUGCAACUUUGUUUGCAGUCUGAACAACUUUUGCGCGUUUUUACAUGUGUAAAAAAUCAAUAAAUAAUUUCUUGCAAACCACUUUUAUUCCUUUGCCGUAAGGCUAUAUAAAUACUCGUAUCCGUACUUUGAACACCCAAACAUCAAAGGGUAUACAAACUGUUGAUAAACGUCACUACUGAUGGCACAGUCUAUCCGAUGUAGAUUUUCUCGAGAAUUUUCUGUGCUACCCUAAAUAAACGUAUUAAGAUCGAGGUUCUGGAUUUAGUUUUCUUUUACGCUUCGUCUGCGCGCUGGACGAGAGACCUGUUCGAGUCACGCGAGUAAUAGUGGACACGCAAAGAAAGUUAGAUUUCAUAUUGAAUUAUAUAGUUGAACUUUCCUACCCUACGUCCACGAGCAUCAAAGUGAACAGGGUGCAUCGUCCCACGUGGACAAAGUAUUGCAAUUGCAGCUAUACGCGUAAAAAUCUCACAUCUUGUAGCAAGUCUGCCAACAGCCGUCAACAAGUUGUGUUCGCACUGCUUGUCCCAAGGUGUCAACAAGUUUGGAACAAAUUGUUAACAACUUGUAACAACCUUGUUGAUAUAAUAUCAGACUUGUUGCAUGCAAGGUUGUUCCAACAAGUCCGAUACAGACAUGAUAUAACAAUAUUGUUACAACCAUGUGUCGGCAACCUUGUAACAUUCUUGUUAUAUAUCACAACUGUAUCAGACUUGUUAGAAUAACUUUGCUACGAAUCUGAUAAUGCCAUCAAGCUUGUUACAAAUUGUUAACAGCUUGUUCCAAACCAAACUUGUUACAACAACUGGGAAGGCAGUGCGAAGACAACUUGUUGACAGCUUGUGAACAGAUUUGUAACAACUUGUUUGCAGACUUGUAACAACUUGUGCGUUUUUACGUGUGUGGCCUACACACGUAAAAAUCUCACAACUUGUCAACAUGAUGUGUUCGCAACAGGCUUGUAGCAAGCUUGUCAACAAGUCGCAACAAUGCUGUCAUUUUAUCAAGUUGCUACAAGGUUGUCACUCACAAUUUGUUGACAAGUUGUUGAAUUGCAGGACGAUAACAAGUUGUUGAAACAACUUGUAACACGUCUGUUGAGCUCAACAACCUUGUAGCAAGUUGUCAACAAGCUGGGAGCAAGCAGUGCGAACACAUCCUGUUGACAAGUUGUUGGAACAGCAUUGAAACAAGUCUGCUGCAGGCUUGUUACAACUUGUGAGUUUUUACGUGUGUAACAGUCAGCAAGUUAUUAAACAGUUCAGCCUUUUCAAUGAUGGUUUUUAAGGCGCAUUUCAACCCUUUUCAUUGAAAAAAAAAACAACUAGGAAAGUCAAUUAAGCAUAACUCAAGAUCAGUGAACUCAAUAUUUUUAAUAAUAAAAAUGUUAAAAAAAUGUUAAAAACAUUUAGUUCACUGAUUUUGAAUUAUGCUUAAUUGCUUUUCCUAGUUAGUUUUUUCAAUUAAAAGGAUUGUAAUUCAGUCAUUCAAAAGGCUGAACUGUGCCUUUAACGCCAUACAUGCUCAUGUUAUUCUUUUUUAUCAAUCUGUAGUGGAUGUAAAAAGGAAGAAAUCUACACCAUUAAAACAACCAAUCACUUCAGCUGCUCUCCCACUUCCAACUCCAAAAGGUUCAAAACCAAUCAUCCAACAAAAUUACGUCCCCACCAUACCAGGAUUUUCUUUAUAUCCAAGCCUACCAAUUUCCCAACCUUAUAACCCGUAUUUCAACAAUCCCACCGUUGGGAAGAAUGUCUCUAUGCCUUUUGUCAAACCAUUUGUCAACCAUGGUCCAACUUUUAUCAAUAUGGCCUCACACCCCAUAAUAUUUAGUAAACCAUGGGUACCAGCGAGCACAAUUGAAGAGAACAAUACAAUCGUUCAGACACCAGAAAGUAAAGAGUUCUAUAACCUGGAAGUUCCAAGUGAACCGUUGCAAAAUCCCUGGCAACAUACACCAUAUUACAAAACAACGACGCCGUUACAAGAUCAUAAGACACCUACACCCUCUAACACCAUGGCACAGAAAGCAUUCAUGCAAUUCCAUGGAAACUAUUAUAUUCCUCAAUUAGGUUACCGCAACUAUGGCGACCCUACUGAUAGCAUGUCUUAUCAAAAUCUACGACAUGAUGCACUUUCUGCCAACCCUUACUUACCAUUCUCAUUCCCAGGGCCACCAUUUCCAAAAUCAGUCAGUUUGCCUAGUUCACCUAAAACGCCCGAACAUUUUCACAAACCGGUGCAGGUGAAGACUGAUGAAAGCACUAUUGCUAGUCCUACAACAAGCACAAAAGCUUCAUUAGAAUCGUUCGGUGUAUUUAAAUCCCGUGUGCCAAAAACGGAAGUCAACGAAGAGGUCAUCUUUGCAUUAACUGCCGACGAUGAAAAGGAAUGAUGAGACAUAAUGACAUAUUGAAUCUCGUGUUGUUGACUUUGAAACUUUGUGUUUUUCC